AUGGGCAAAGAAUGGGCCUCGAGCGACGCUUAUUCGGCGUCAGCGGGCUCUGGGGUGCGCGCGGGCGGCGGUGUCGGCAAAGGCGCACAGGCAGCGUUCAAACGACUUCCGUUUAACUUUUGCGCACUGAGCUUGCAGCCAUUCACGACACCGGUGUGCACCACCGCCGGGGUCAUCUUCGACCAUGAGAAUAUCCUGCGGUGGCUGUUGAAGCACGAGACGAACCCGACGGACGGAUCGCCGUUGAAACAGGGGGAUCUGAUCAAGCUGGAGUUCGCGCGGAACACCGAGGGCGAGUACGUCGAUCCUGUUACGUAUAAGGUCUUCACGGACAACACGCACAUCGUGGCAAUCAGGCACGGCGACACGGCGAACGUGUUUGCGUAUGAUACGAUCGAAAGGUUGAAUAUCAAGCCUAAGAUGUGGCGGGACCUGCUGUCGGACGUGGAGUUCUGCAGGAAAGACCUCAUCACGCUUCAGGACCCGCAGAACAUUGAGUUGAGGAAUUUGAGUUCAUUCAAAUAUCUGAAAGACGGGGAGGACUCGGGUGUGCCCAAGGAAGAGGCCUCGAUCAAUUCGGCGUCGCUGGGGAGUGCAGCAGACUUGAAGAUUAUCAAGGCGAAAGAGGCCGUCGCGAAAGCGAGGGCGGAGAGGGCGAACGCUCAACUUGCCAAAGCGGGCGACACCAAAUCCCUAACGAAGAAGACAACCCUCGCUUCAUCAUCGUCAUCUACAAGCAAUACACAAUCCAGAGCUACGCCAUACAACGCCACGCGACACACCACGGGCCUCGCCGCCGCCAGCUUCACAUCCACGGGCGUGACUCCCCACACCUCCGCGUCCCUGGCACUAAUGUCCGACGAAGAAUACCUCCUCAGACGCGGCCGCGUGAAAGAAAAGGGCUACGUCCGCCUAACAACAACACACGGAUCUCUCAACAUAACCCUCAUCCCCGAACACGCACCCAAGGCAGUGUGGAACUUCACGCGGCUAGCCCAAAAGGGAUACUACAACGGAGUGACCUUCCACCGCAACAUCCGCAACUUCAUGAUCCAAGGCGGAGACCCGACAGGCACGGGAAAAGGCGGGUCGAGCAUCUGGGGCCGCAAUUUCAGCGACGAAUUCGAAGGCCCGUUGAAGCACGACGCGCGCGGCACACUCAGCAUGGCGAACAAGGGCAAAGACACCAACAGCAGCCAGUUCUUCAUCGCGUACCGUCCGGCCCGGCAUCUGGAUCGCAAGCAUACGAUUUUCGGGCACGUGGACCUCAACCCCGAGGAUGAGGCGGGCCAGGAGAGUAUUCGGACGCUGAAGGCGUUGGAGGAGGUGGAGGUGGACAGUGGCGAUCGGCCGAAACAGGAGGUGAAGAUCCUUGAAGCGAAGGUUUUCAUCGAUCCGUUCGAGGAGUUCUGGAAGAAGAAGAAAGAUUGGGACGAAGAGGAGCGGAGAAGGGAGGAGACCAGGAAGCUGGACCGCACGACCUGGACGGGCAAGCGGAUAAGAGAUCAUGAUGCCGACCCCGGCGGUGGUACCAUGGGCGUCGGCGGUGGUGCUGAUGGGGUGGGGAAGUACCUGAAAGCGUCACUCGCAAGCGCUCCUCCACGAGCGGAAAAUGCCGACGACGACGAGAUCCUUGAGUUCAUCGACGAAGAGCCUGAACAGCAACCAGUCCGGAAGAAAACGAAGGGCGUUGGUGGUGGGUUUGGCAAUUUCGACGGCUGGUGA
This is a messenger RNA of Exophiala aquamarina CBS 119918, 1725 nucleotides long. Its product is annotated as peptidyl-prolyl cis-trans isomerase-like 2. Bases 1 to 1725 code for a protein of 574 amino acids. The record is from RefSeq and is a predicted model, not a curated record. Lineage: Eukaryota; Fungi; Ascomycota; Eurotiomycetes; Chaetothyriales; Herpotrichiellaceae. Gene Ontology annotation, biological process: protein folding; protein peptidyl-prolyl isomerization; protein polyubiquitination. Gene Ontology annotation, cellular component: catalytic step 2 spliceosome. Gene Ontology annotation, molecular function: ubiquitin-ubiquitin ligase activity; peptidyl-prolyl cis-trans isomerase activity. The transcript has 2 exons.